Messenger RNA from Magnolia sinica, 1653 nucleotides. RefSeq lists its product as uncharacterized. The coding region runs from base 1 to 1653 and encodes 550 amino acids. NCBI's taxonomy places the organism in Eukaryota, Viridiplantae, Streptophyta, Magnoliopsida, Magnoliales, Magnoliaceae. The transcript is spliced from 2 exons. The record is from RefSeq and is a predicted model, not a curated record.
AUGGAGAAUGUGAUGUCUCAACCUGAGGGCAAGUUCCCUAGUCAACCUGUGGUAAAUCCAAAAGGACAGUAUGAGAUUGGCUCUAAUUCAAACCAAGAACAAUAUCAUGAACAAGCCAAAUCAAUCAUUACCCUUAGGUCCGGUAAACAGAUCGAGAACAAAGUAGAUAUGCCUAGGGAAGAAUCAAAGUCCAAUGCGGAAGAUCAAAAUGAAAUAGAGAGACAUACUAGUGCAUCCAAAGUCCAACAACACUCUGACUCUCCAGGAACCACUCAUGUGUCAUCUUAUGUGCCUAAAGCACCUUUUCCUCAACGUCUGGCACCGGUUAAGAAAGGAAACAACUUUAAUGAGAUAUUGGACAUGUUUAAGCAAGUCCAAAUCAACAUUCCGUUGCUUGAUGCUAUCAAGCAAGUCCCUGCUUACGCUAAGUUUCUUAAAGAUUUAUGCACUCAAAAGCGUAAGAUGAAUGUUCAUAAGAAGGUCUUCCUUGCAGAGCAACUCAGCUCCAUGAUUCAAAACAACACUCCUCCUAAAUUUAGGGAUCCAGGAGCUCCUACCAUUUCUUGUGUCAUAGGAGAGCAUAAGGUUCAGAAAGCGUUGCUUGAUUUAAGGGCCAGUGUUAAUUUGUUACCAUAUUCGGUCUAUGAGCAGCUAGGACUUGGUGAGUUAAAACCAACUAAAAUAACAUUACAACUAGCUGAUAGAUAUAUCAAGGUGCCCCGUGGUAUUAUUGAAGAUGUGCUAAUCCAGGUUGACAAGUUUUAUUUUCCAGUGGAUUUCAUCGUUCUAGAUACUCAACCUGUCCAGAAUCCUACAAGUCAAAUCCCGGUUAUCUUAGGACGUCCAUUCUUGGCCACAUCCAAUGCUAUCAUAAAUUGCAGGAAUGGAGUUAUGAAGUUGUCCUUUGGUAACAUGAAGAUCAAGCUCAACGUUUUCAAUGCUGCACAACAACCAGCAGACUCGGAGGAUAUAUGUGAAGUGGACAUGAUUGAGAGUCUAGUGCAUGAAUCUUUCCUUAAAUCUUCCGAAGACGCACUUGAGACUUGCUUAGCACAUUUUGGCAUGGAUUUUGACAUAGAGAAUUCCAUCCAAGAAGUCAAUGCAUUGCUCGAUUCUACUCCUAUAAUGGAGACUGUUAAAUGGAAAGCGAAAGUGGAACCUCUUCCACCCUCUGAGUCUAAACCGGUUCCAUCUAUUGAGAAACCACCUGAACUUGACCUUAAACAAUUGCCUAAAAACCUCAAGUAUGCAUUUUUAGGUCCGUCUGAGACCCUACCUGUCAUCAGAAUGUCUAACCUUGAGAAGGAACAGAAGAACAAGUUGCUUAAAGUGCUUAGAGAAUAUAAGGCAGCUAUUGGGUGGACGAUAGAGGACAUGAAGGGAGUAAGCCCCACUUUGUGUAUGCAUCGUACUGAUCUUGAAAAAAAUGCAGAAACAUCGCAUGAAAUGCAAAGGGGGCUUAACCCUAACAUAAAAAAGGAUGGUCGAGCGAAGGUGCUUAGAUUGUUAGACGCUGGUAUCAUUCCAACGGAGGUGCUUAGGGUGUUAGACGUGAAAGAAAUCAUUCGAGCGGAGGUGCUUAAAUUGUUGGAUGUCUACCCCGUUUCAAAUAGCACGGUUCAAGUUGUUCCCAACAAGUCUGGGAUUGGUUAA